AUGGCUGAAAUGUUAAAGGAGUGGUUAACCAAACGCUUAAAGCGACCUAUGAUUUGGAAAGCUGAGGAAUUUGGAGACAAAAUGAAAAACGGGUACAUUAUAUCUUGUGUUUUACAAAGCUAUCAUGUGAUAAAUGAUGAAAAACAUUAUCUUGUAAGGUCAAGUAACAUAGAUGUCGAUAUUAAAAACAAUUGGUUACUGCUGAAAGAAUGGUUGCGUGAUAUAGAAAUAAACUUAACAGAUGAUGAUAUGCAAAACAUUAUAAAAGGGAGUGGGUCAACAUUACUUCGUCUAUUUUAUCAACUCUUUCUUCAUUUAGACAAGCUGGAUCGUACUAAUUUUAUAAAACAAGAAAGAAAAAAAGUUUCGAGUUUAGUUGAUAAAAUGUCACAUAGAUUUACAGUACAUAGGGUAGAAGAGAAAACAGAAUCCUUUGUAGAUGAUUUGUCAAAACCUUUACUAGAUCAGAAAAAGUUUAUUGAAUGGCAGAGAAAAAAAGCGAAGGAGAUUCAGGAAACGUAUGACUACGUACGACACAAAUAUUCAAAAAUGUUAGCAAAGAUAGAUGAAUCUAAAACUCCGUUGCAACAUCCAGAAGGGGAGGUGUAUAAAAAGACUGUAAGAAAUAAAAAAGAAAUGGAACAAUUUUCAUUAAGAUAUCCCUGUGAAUUCAAAAAUUACACCUAUGAAGAUCUGCUUAAUUUAGAACAAAAAGCAAUAGAGAGGCAAAAAACACUCAUUGAUACUGAAUGGGCUAAAAAUUAUAUGGAUAACCUUUACGUUAAAAUGCACAAAAAGUCAGAUUCAGAAGAAUUUCAAAAACAAAUGAGAAAUGUUAUAAGUGCUUCAUUGUGGGAUGUUUCUAUCGUUGAAGAAGAAACUAAAUUGGAUACAGAACUAUCAAAGAAAGUGAUGAAAUUGUCGCAAUUUGAGAAACAAAUGUGUACUCAAAUUAUGGAAACUAAACAACAAGCUCGUAACUUAGUAAAUAAUAGAAUUCAGGGAGAAAGAGAGUUUUCUGAUCAAAGAAUGCAACAAUUUAACCUAUUUCUUGAUAAUGUAAAAGAAGAAGUCAAUUUAGGACUAGCUGAAAUUGACUUUGAAAAGAAAAGGCAGAAUAUGCUGCAUAAGAAAUUGUUUUCUGAAAAAGUAAAAAGAAAACGACAACAUUAUUAUGAAAUAUGUUACGAUACGGUUCUAGCAAUUAUUGAUUUUGCCACGAUCUAUGCUUAUUACAAGAGAUUAUUAAAUGACGAAAUACCUGAAUAUUUUAUCCGCGAAUGGAAAGCUCUGUACUACAAACAACAACCUAUAUUCGAUAUAUUUCAGCCAACAGAAAAUAUUAUAAGAGUUGACGAAGAGCCUUUACUUGGAGAAGAAGAAAUUAUUAGGUUGGAAUUAGAUAGGCAAGAGGCUUUGAAUGAUAGUGAAUUCUAUGAGUACCACAAUUAUUUACAACCUUGGACAUUGAAUUCAUUGAUUCCAAAUUACAAUCCUGAAGCUGAGGAAAGAAAAUAUGAAUAUUUAGGAUCUAAUGUAUUGGGACAUGUAGCGUAUACUCUCCUUGAAAUAAAAUACCCGUAUCCACCACAAAGACCGCCAGCUAAUUUACCUACUUUUUCUACAAAGGCUAUUGUGCGAGGUCUGCCUGAUAAAUCAAUUGUAAUUGCAUUGCAAAAACUACUAACUAACCAAAAAGUUCAUGUUGUGCGAAUUGAAUAUGCUAUUAAUUUUUGUCUCAGGAGAUUUAAAAUUGAAAUGGUAGGUUGCAAAGAUAUUGAAUUAUCAUUUGAGAAGUUUAUUGCCGCAACAAAUGAUGAACUGAAUAAAGAGUUAAUUAAAUCAAUAAAAACUGAAGACGAGAUACUUAGUAAAACUGAUGCAAUGUUACCUGUACAAGGUCCGUUACUUCCUAAUGCCAAACAGACUCAAACGCCGAAAACCAUUCCGGAAGAAGAUAUCACUCUGUCAAGUCCAGCGGAACUUGGUAAAUAUGCAUACGAAACUUUAAACUCUGGUGAAUCUCUUACAGACCAUUUAUUAUCUGCCAUGAUAGUGGAGUAUAUAAAAGAUCAAAACGAUAUUAAUGGAUUUGUAAUUAUAAAUUAUCCUAAUACUUACCGCGAAGCACAAAUACUAGAAGAAACAUUUUCGGGUCAGACUCCACCAGAUGUAGGGGACCUUGACGAUCGUGAUGAAGUUUAUCUUGAAGAGAGUAUUAUUAAGCAUAGAAAAAAAGAAAAGGAUCCAUAUAAAGAAGUACGAAUAUCUAAACUGGUGAAUGAUCCACAUAAAAAAAGAUUUAAUGUUCCUUUUACGAGUUAUUUUAGUUGCUAUCUAAAUCUUAAAGAAACUGAAGAUAUUUUACAAGAGUAUGUUAUAUGGUGUUUAACAGAAGACAAUUCAGAAAUAAUCGAUAGAAUUUACGCUGCUUUGGGAAUAAAUUAUAGUAUGUAUUAUGAAGUAAUAGAGAAAGAGCAACUGGUUUUAAUAUGCAAAUACAUACUAGGUGAUUAUGCGCUUUAUAUAAAAUCUGACGAUAAAUUAUUUGGAGAAAAUGUUUUGAGUUCUCUUGAUUUUCCCAACACUGAUGAUAAAAGAACGAAGUCAAAAAUUAUCAAACCUGAAACAUCCAGCGAAAAAUUUAAAGAAUACUUGAUUUGUAACUCAAAAUUAAGUAAGUCUUUAUCUUUUGUGAAUGAUGAAGUUGUAAGGGAUUAUGAUUUAGUUGAACUAGCCCAAAAUGUCGAUUCCAUAAUUAUUGAAAAAAUUGACUUGGAAGAAACAAAAAAGUCGCUAACCAGCACUAACGAAGUUCAUUGCUUAGCAGGGGAAGAAGAUUGGGUUUAUAGUGAAAUUCCAAUAUCUGAAAUAAUAGGAGUAGCAUUGGCAACGUGUUGGGAAGAAAUAGAAAAAACAUACAUUUACGAUAUGCAACAACUAUUUUUUGGAAUACGUGUACAAAUGAAUUGCGUUAUUCCAUAUACUAGAUUUGUUAAAGAUAAAAUGGAGCAGAUAAUCACGCUUCCAUCACAUAAACAAGAUUUAGUAAGCACUUUUCAAAAAGAAUACAACGAUUUUGAAAAUGAUUGGCGUGACGUUGCCGUUACUAAAAAUGAAUGGCACUGCAGAAUUAAGGAGUUGCAAAACCAACUUUACAGAAUAUGUGACCAAAGAAAGUUAGAUGCCGAAAAACAGAGAUAUUCUCUUAUUUCUGAAAACUGGACAAUGGAGGAAUUGACUACUAUGGUCAACACAUAUAUUUCUUGUAUGCAGACUGAAUUAAAUAGAGCUAUAUUGACAUAUCAAACGUUGCACGACUUUUAUUUUGCAAUGAUAAAGCGAACACCGUCUCAAGACAGACUAUCUUCUAAAGAGUUAACUAAAAUAUUGAGGGAAACCGAUGAAACAUCUGGAAGUAAAAAGGGAGGAGAGGAUAAAGUAUUUCGACAAUUGAAAAAUGCCUAUCUAGAUCUACAGUUGAGAAAUGUUGCAAUUGAUCACACCAAUAAUCCUUUAAUUGCGAUCAUAGAAAAUAAUGUAAAAUUUGCUCUUAAAGUUAUUAAGGACGUCAAUGAUUCAUACAGAUCACUUAUAAGUCGUGAAUAUAGUGAAAUAGCCAAAAUAUUAGUGCAGACAAAAAAGAAAGAAGAAAAUAUUAAUGAAGAGUCAAGUAAUGCUGAAGAAAAUUUUAAAAAUAACGCUUUAAAAUGUAUAGAAGAAUGGACUAUGGGAAUAAAUGGCGAAAUGUUUAGAGCUAACUUACGUAUACUUUGUUUGCAGUACAAAUGUUAUCGGGAUAUGAAAUUAUUUAAUGACACUAUAUACAAAGCUUUCAUGGACGUGCAAAAUCACAUAGAUGGCUAUUAUCUUAAUGAGAUUAAAUCUGUAGAUCGUCUUUGUAAAUAUUUGCAAAUGGCUGUGGAAGAUGGUAAAAGUAUUCCAGAGAAUCUCGUACUUGAACAGGAUACAUUUAUUAUAGACCCUAAUGUAUUGCAUUUCUCUGCAUCAGAACACGAACGUGAUGGAAAAGUUGUAAAAGAAGUCGCAUCUGGAAUAGAAUUCAAAGUCGGACAGCUAGCCAGAUUGCGAUCACAGUUUAAAAUUGUAGCGCCUACAGGCGUGAUUUUGCAACAAGCGUUCAUUUUUUUAUUACAAGAUUUCUUAUAUUUUAGUAAAGAAUCAUGCGAUGGUUCAUUGUUCCCUGAUGAAUGGACACGUAUGGACCUGGAACAAAUUCCCAAGUUAGUGUUUUUGUUGUUCGGUGAUACUGCUUACAUUCACUGGAGUGAUUUUCUUAUUUAUUGUCUCAAUUUAGGAUUUCCAACGGUUGAUGAAUUAUUGAUGCUCCGUAAAAAGUUUCGUUGUCAUGAUCCAGAUUCUACAGAACUAAUUUAUAGGGAAGACUUUAUUAAAGAAACACUUUGGUUUGAAGAGAAUUUCGAUCCAAAAGAUAAAAAUGCUCAGUUAAGAAAAUCCUUGAUAAAACAUUUCUUAUUUGAAUUGUUUGAAAUAGCUGAAAACACUAUGAACUAUUCCGCCUUUUUGCUGGCUUUCUGUAAGAGUCCUAAUCCUAUUGAAGGCUUUGCCACAGCAUUGGCGAUGGCUGGUGGCAACAAAAUAUGCUUCGAUUUCGAAGAAUGUAAUGAAGUGGUAUGUAAAUUAAUAAGAGAUAAAAAAUACAGAGACGAAUGCUUGGCUUGUGCACACAAAUGCACAUCACAAUUCUUGGACAAGAUAUUAACAAAUGUUAUAAACAUUUGCGAGGGGACUACUAUUUAUGAGUUAGAAUACACGGAACCCCCACCCGAUUCAGAUAGAAAGGGGAGAAAGAGCAAAGUAACGAAAGCCAAAAAAAAUGAUAGUUCCUUAAGUGCACGAUUACCCACACAAAAUACUCGAAGAAGUGUUAUGGAUCGUAGUAAAACACAAUCUGCUAUAGACGUGAAAAAUACUAUCUUUUUAUGCAGUCCAUGUGCGGACGAUACUGAAGUUGUUGAAGAUAAAUCCCCGGAGACUGUAGAACCGGAGGAAGAAUCCAUAAUUGUACCACAAGAAGAUCCUAAUUUAACUUAUGCUGUUAGACAAUCUGUAAUAUGGAAUGUACUUAACAUUUGUUUGCCGUGGUAUUUCUCGUUGACUCCUGAAGAAAAAGCUACACCUUAUAAAAGCCAGGUGGAGGAAGUUAUAAAGCUACUCGAAGUUAAUACCGAUAAUAAAGAUAUAUACGUGUGCCAAUUUGUAUCUGAACCGAAUAUAUGUAAAAUUUUGCACAAAUCGAAGAAGUUUGUGGCAUUAAAUUUAGCGGAAGAGAUACAGAACGUUUAUAAAUGA
Bicyclus anynana (squinting bush brown) is the source of this 5334-nucleotide messenger RNA. Its product is annotated as sperm flagellar protein 2-like. The record is from RefSeq and is a predicted model, not a curated record. NCBI's taxonomy places the organism in Eukaryota, Metazoa, Arthropoda, Insecta, Lepidoptera, Nymphalidae. The coding region runs from base 1 to 5334 and encodes 1777 amino acids. The transcript has 2 exons.